Molecule: messenger RNA, 2676 nt
Organism: Mastomys coucha (southern multimammate mouse)
Lineage: Eukaryota; Metazoa; Chordata; Mammalia; Rodentia; Muridae
Gene: Stac
Product: SH3 and cysteine rich domain
Exons: 11
Coding region: 255-1466 (403 amino acids)
Biological process (GO): positive regulation of protein localization to plasma membrane; positive regulation of voltage-gated calcium channel activity; skeletal muscle contraction
Cellular component (GO): extrinsic component of cytoplasmic side of plasma membrane
Molecular function (GO): transmembrane transporter binding
Source: RefSeq, a predicted model, not a curated record
GCCCACCCGCCCGCUGCGGUGGGCGGCAGUCACGACUAGAGGCGCGCGAUCUCCAGCGAGGUGGCCGCGGGCGCUGCGCGGGGCGGGGCGGAGGCCCGGGAGGUGGGCAGGACCUGGCCAGGCGAGGCCCCGGGGCACACGCCGCCUCCUGGAGCGAUGGACAUCCCGGGGACCCGGCGGCACUGAGCGAGCAGGCACGAAGUCGAGCGAGCCUGCGGUUCCCCCAGAAGCCCAACACAGUUCCCGCGGCCACGAUGAUCCCUCCAAGUGGAGCCCGCGAGGACAGCGGAGACGGACUGACCAGGGAGGCGACGGGCACAGAGCAGCCACCCUCUCCUGCGUCCACCAGCAGCCUGGAAUCCAAGCUCCAGAAACUAAAACGGUCACUUUCUUUCAAGACCAAGAGCUUGCGGAGCAAAAGUGCUGACAACUUCUUCCCAAGAACCAACAGUGAUGUGAAAUCGCAAGCAGACCUGCUGGCCAAGGCUAGCCCAGGCCCCAGCCCAAUACCCAUCCCUGGAAGCCCAGCAUCCAUGCCCACCAAGGCUGGCCUGCACCCCGGCAGCAACAGCAAGGUCCACGCCUUUCAGGAACAUGUCUUUAAGAAGCCCACCUUCUGUGAUGUCUGCAACCACAUGAUCGUGGGGACGCAUGCUAAGCAUGGACUGCGCUGUGGAGCCUGUAAGAUGAGCAUUCACCAUAAGUGUGCAGAUGGCCUGGCACCCCAGCGGUGCAUGGGCAAGUUGCCAAAAGGAUUUCGGCGUUACUACAGCUCCCCCUUGCUCAUUCACGAACAGUUUGGAUGCAUUAAAGAAGUUAUGCCCAUUGCAUGUGGCAAUAAAGUGGACCCAGUGUAUGAGGCCCUCCGGUUCGGCACGUCCCUGGCCCAGAGAACGAAGAAGGGCAGCUCAGGCAGUGGCUCUGACUCGCCCCCCAGAACCUCGACUUCAGAGCUGGUAGAGGUUCCUGAAGAGGCUGAUGGACCAGGAGAUGGAUCUGACAUCAGGACACGGAGCAACAGUGUGUUUACAUAUCCAGAAAACGGUACCGACGACUUCGGAGAUCAAGUGAAGACCAUAAACCACCAGGGAACUCUUUCCAAAGACCCGUUACAGAUGAACACCUAUGUUGCCUUGUACAGAUUUAUACCACAGGAGGAUGAAGACUUGGAAAUGAGACCAGGAGACAUGAUCACUCUCCUAGAAGACUCCAAUGAAGACUGGUGGAAAGGAAAGAUUCAGGACAGGGUUGGUUUCUUUCCAGCCAACUUUGUUCAGAGAGUGGAAGAACAUGAGAAGAUUUAUAGGUGUGUUCGAACCUUCAUUGGCUGCAAGGACCAGGGGCAGAUAACACUGAAAGAGAACCAGAUCUGUGUGACCUCUGAGGAAGAACGGGAUGGCUUCAUCAGAGUCCUCAGUGGGAAGAAGAGAGGCCUCGUCCCACUGAAUGUACUGGUAGACGUGUGACUGUAGCAGUCCCGCCCAGAGCAGGAGGCCAGCGCUGCUGAUCUCUCUGUGUCCACCCAGAGGAGCAGCUGCACUGAUGGGUGCCCAGAAAACAGGGAGACUUGAAGAGCUGAGACUGUGCUAGCAAUCUGGAAGCAGCCCCACUGCACAGCACAUCAAGGCUGCCAGAGAGCAGCAUCCCAGAGCUGAGGGCAGCCAGGGGCAGUAAGUGGGCUGUAGCUAAGGCUGCCCCCAGGACUUAGCUCCCUUGCUGCCCACCUGUGCAAGGCUGGAAUCUGCUCCAGGUCGUGGUGUGGUCCUGGUGAGAAGUUUGGAGCCAAGUAGCCAAGUUACUCUGGCUCUGGGUAACUGUUCCCAGUGCUGGCCAAUCAGCCUCAGCAUGACUCCUGCAGAGAAUCAAGAAGGCCAACCUCCCAGCUCCCAACACCCCAGGGCUCACUCCAGCUCCUGCUCAGUUUGUGUCUCAGUUUGGCUGGCAGGAUUGUUCUUUCUCUCUCUUCAGUCCUUCAAGCACAUCCUAGGCAGGACAGAGCCAGCACGGUACCAAGUACAAAGAUCCGACUUGCCUACAGAUUGCAAAGAGGGCAUCCUUGCUAUUUCAGAGACUCAGAAGUGAAAGGGCAAGGUCCAAGGCACAGAAUCAAGCAGCAGCGAGAAGUGGGAAUGGGGACAAGGAAGGAGCACUUAUGUAUUGGGAUCGUACAGCCCUUUUAGUUGGGGGUGGUUUUAUUCCCAAAGCAGGGGAGGCUGGGAAUGGGUCUCCAUUUUCAUUUCAUACCCUCUUUAUCAGGAGCAUCACCUCUUCCUGGGUGCAGCCUGUGGAGGACGAGUCUACCAUGCAGAGAUGCAGGGACAGGAGAGCACCACUGAGAAAAACAUCUUAGAAUAAAUGUAGCCAGCUUAGAAUCCAUUCCUCUCUAGGGCAAACGUUUUUCAGCGCCAGCAGGUGUGAAGUGGGAAGGACUGGGCAAGGCUUCCUCUCUGUGCGAACAGAGGAAGCUGGGGUUUAGCUCACACCACCUGAGGAUAUUGCUCUCUACCUGUACCGAUGUUUACAAGAACAUACCACACUGCGAUGCCUUCCUCCCAAGCCCUAUCCCAAGCAUUCAGACCUGCUUCCUAGCAGUCACUGACAUGUUUAAAUGUGACUUUGGGAUUAUUGUUGCUUUGAUUUAUUUUGCCACUGAGCAAUAAAAUCAUUAGAACCAUC